CCCCGGCUCCAGAAGCCUUUUUCUUUCCGCGGGAGCGGCAUGGGACGCGCCUGCCCGCAACCCGGAGCGCAGAAUGAGAGAGUGGUGGCUCCAGGUGGGGCUUCUAACGGUGCCCCUCAUUGCUGUCUACCUGCACAUCCCGCCCCCCAAGUUAUCGCCGGCUCUGCAGUCAUGGAGGUCAUCGGGAAGCUAUUUCACCUUCCAGAACCGGAAUAUCUUCUACAGAGACGCCUCGGGCGCCGUUGGCAGUUCGGAGAUUGUGGUUCUCCUACAUGGCUUUCCAACCUCCAGCUACGACUGGUGCAAGAUUUGGGAAGGGCUGAUGCAGCGAUUUAACCGAGUGAUCGCCCUGGAUUUUGUGGGGUUUGGCUUCAGCGAUAAACCGAGGCCGCAUCAGUACUCCAUCUUUGAGCAAGCCAGCAUCGUGGAAGGGCUUCUGGAUCACUUGGGCCUUUUGAACCAGCGGGUCAACCUCCUUUCGCAUGACUACGGGGACACUGUUGCGCAGGAGCUUCUCCACAGGUAUGAGCACAAUACGACGGGAAGUGUCCUCAUCAACAGCCUGUGCCUGUCGAAUGGAGGUAUUUUCCCAGAAACUCACCACCCCAGAUUAAUCCAAACGAUUCUCAAAGAUGGCGGCCUGCUUUCACCCAUUAUCACCCGGUUAUCAAAUUACUUCUUCUUUGCCAGAGGACUUGCGGCUGUCUUCGGCCCAUAUACCCAGCCUUCAGACGCUGAAUACUGGGACAUGUGGACAGCAGUCCGAACAAACGACGGCAACCUUGUGAUUGACAGGGCCUCGCAGGAGCUUUGGGACCUGGGCUAUCCUGUUUCAACGCCUGGGCCGCUGCUUUGUGUUGGCCUUUUGCAGUACAUCAACCAACGGAGAAAGCACAGGGACCGCUGGGUGGGAGCUCUGCAAUCCACGUCUGUUCCCCUACAUCUGAUUUAUGGGCCUCUGGACCCGGUGAAUCCACACCCAGAGUUCCUUCAGCUCUACAAGCAAGUGCUCCCCAUGUCGACGGUUUCUGUGCUAGACGACCACAUCAGCCACUACCCACAGCUGGAGGACCCUCUCGGCUUCCUGAACUCCUACCUGAACUUCAUCAACUCCUUCUGAGCAGGAAGAGUGGGAGAGCCGAUUCUCCGCUCUCAAGAGGCGUUCUUUCGUUCAAGAGGGCUAAAUCGUGGGCUCUCUGCCUCCGUACAAAGAGCAGGAAACCAGUUUCCCCCUU
This is a messenger RNA of Podarcis muralis (Common wall lizard), 1235 nucleotides long. RefSeq names its product mesoderm specific transcript (gene MEST). Lineage: Eukaryota; Metazoa; Chordata; Lepidosauria; Squamata; Lacertidae. Gene Ontology annotation, biological process: acylglycerol catabolic process. Gene Ontology annotation, cellular component: membrane. The record is from RefSeq and is a predicted model, not a curated record. Gene Ontology annotation, molecular function: monoacylglycerol lipase activity.